AUGGAGAGUAAGCACAUCUGUAUGUUACCGGCACCAGCGUGUAUGGACCUGCCGCCAACCGCGGGCUGGCUGCGGUGGCAGCUGUGUAAGAUAGGGAGUUUGAUGUUGCCUUGCGAGUGGCAUUACGGGUCGGCCUUUACUUACGGAGUAGGAAGACCCUGGCCCUGGAGAGAGACAGGCAGAGGAGCUCGGGCUCCUGGCUCGUCUGGCAUCCCUACAGCCCUAUCAAGUGCUACUGGAACAUUAUAUAUCUGUUCCUCAAUAUACUCGCAUUCAUUUACAUGCCGUUCCAAGUAUUCUUCAUUUGUAAGUCCUAACCCAUACGACGCGUUCAUUCUCCUGUGCGACCUGGUAUCAUUCCUGGACAUCUUCACCAGAUUCAUCACGGGCUAUCACGACGAGGACAACAAGCUUAUAGUGUUAGACAAGAAAAUAAUCGCUAAGGAAUACGUCCGGGGUACUUUUGUAUUUGACUUGAUCGGAGCGUUGCCGUUACAAGUGUAUCAGCCUCAUCAGAACUGUCAGUUCCCGACUCACACUGUCAUGUUCGUGUUCAAGCUGGCGAGGCUGCCGUCUCUACGCAUUAAGUGGCUGGAGAUGUUUCAACAACUGAGUCUGUCGUACGUGACAACGGUCGCCAUCGCGGUUGUAGUCCGAGCUCUCCUCUUCUUCCACUGGAUGACAUACAUCCACUACCAGGUGCCGGCGUUCUUCUCUCACUACUACAACCGUGACACAGUCUGGGCCAAGCGAUUCCACAUGCAGAUACCGAACGAGGCGAUCUUCCAGGUGUACACUACUAACUUGUAUUGGGUGUGCGGGAUAUGCGUCGGUGCCGGAUAUUUCAGCCCGGUCGACGAUUAUAUUAUACCAGAUCUAUUGCUAACUACAACCAUCGGUAUUAUCGGUCUGCUAUUCCUUAUAUAUUCAUUCACAACUCUGCUUCGUCUGUUCAUAUACGGACAACACGAUAAAUACUUGUACAACGGGAGACUGAAGGACCUCGAAGAAUAUAUGAAGUUGAAACGAAUACCGAAGAGUUUAUUUCGUAAAAUACUGUUAUUCUUAAACUAUAAAUUCCACGGUACAUAUUUUAACGAGGAGGCCAUACUGAAUACUAUAAACGAACAGAUCAAACAGGACAUUAACAUGCACUUCUGUAAGAAGCUGGUCACAAACAUACCGAUCUUCCAGGAUAUGCCCGUGGCGUUCGUUAAUACAAUCAUAUUUAAUUUAACGCACGCACUGUACAUGCCGGGGGAGAUCGUGGUGUCGUGCGGGGAGACCGUCAACUGUCUGUACAUGAUCUCGUCAGGGACGGUCUCUAUUCUGAAUUCUGUUGGGAAGGAGUUAACUCAUCUCCGAGACGGCGCGUACUUCGGCGAGGACGCUCUCUACGACCCUGACAAGAUAAGGACCACGACUGUACUUACUCUGGAGAUUACUGAGAUGUACAAGUUAAGUAACGAGUCGUACCGCUCGUGCAUCCGUCCCUACCCGCACCUGGACGACCGGCUGAGAGCCAGCUCCGUGUACACCAGCAGACCCAACAUACGGACACGGAAAUACGACUAG
This is a messenger RNA of Danaus chrysippus (African queen), 1575 nucleotides long. Lineage: Eukaryota; Metazoa; Arthropoda; Insecta; Lepidoptera; Nymphalidae. The record is from the annotation of a GenBank genome assembly.